UAUUUAGUUCCUCAUUUUCCUUUACUAUUCUUUUAUUACUAUUAUUAUUAUUAUUAUUACCUUUACUAUUAUUUUAUUAUUAUUAUUUAGUUCCUCAUUUUAUUAUUAUUAUUAUUAUUAUUAUUAUUAUUUCCUCAUUUGUCUUUCCUAUUAUUUGCUAUAAUUCUCGCUGACGUAUUCCCCCUCUUGAUUUAUUAUUAUUAUUAUUUAGUUCCUCAUUUUCCUUUACUAUUAUUAUUAUUAUUAUUAUUUCCUCAUUUUCCUUUACUAUUAUUUUAUCAUUAUUGUUAUUAUUUAGUUCCGCAUUUUCCUUUACUAUUAUUAUUAUUAUUAUUAUUAUUAUUAUUAUUAUUUCCUCAUUUGUCUUUCCUAUUACUUGCUAUAAUCCUCACUGACGUGCUCCCCCCCUUGAUUCCCCCCCAGUGCCGAGACCCCCCUUCUUCUUCUUCCGCCCGCCUGUCCGUCCAUGGAGGCCCCUCCCCCCCCGGCGGAGGCCCCGCCCCCGGCCCCGCCCCCCUCGUGCUACACCUACCAGGUGAGCCGCCACAGCGCCGACCUGCUCCAGGGCCUCAACCAGCAGCGCAAGGCCGGCGGCCGCUUCUGCGACGUGCUCCUGCGGGUGGGCGAGGAGAGCUUCCCCGCCCACCGGGCCGUCCUGGCCGCCUGCAGCGAGUACUUCGAGUCCGUCUUCGGCGGCGGCGGCGGCGGCGGCAUCCACGAAGGUGAGGGCGGGGCAACGUCGUCGGCGUCGUCGGCGUCGUCCUCGUCCUCGGUGCCGGCGUCGUCCCCCCCUCCGCCCGCCCCGUGCGCGCCCCCCCGGGAGCUGGAGAUGCACACCAUCAGCUCCAAGGUCUUCGGCGACAUCCUGGACUUCGCCUACACCUCGCGCAUCGUGGUGCGGCUGGAGAGCUUCCCCGAGCUGAUGACGGCGGCCAAGUUCCUGCUCAUGCGCUCGGUGAUUGACAUCUGCCAGGAGGUCAUCAAGCAGUCCAACGUCCAGAUCCUGGUCCCGCCCUCCGCCCGCCCCGACCUCAUGCUCUUCCGCCCGGCCGCCGAGCUGGGCUUCCCGCUGGACAUGAGCAACGGCAACGGCAUCGCCGGGAUGAGCAGCGACGACGGGGCCGCCCUGCUCACCGCCUUCCCGCCGCCGCCGCCCUCGUUGUCGUGCUCGCCGGGGAAGCGCGGGCGGGGCCGGCCGCGGAAGGCGAGCGUGCUGGACUCGGUGAUGUUCAGCGCCCCGGGGGGCCUGCGCGAGGCCGGGAUCCUGCCGUGCGGCCUGUGCGGGAAGGUCUUCACCGACGCCAACCGCCUGCGCCAGCACGAGGCCCAGCACGGCGUGACCAGCCUGCAGCUCGGCUACCUGGACCUGCCGGGCCCCCCCGCCCCCGCCCCCCCCCCGCCCCCCCCCGCCGAGGGGCCCGGCCUCGCCCAGCCCGGUAGUGAGCCCGGCCGGAAGCGCAGCCGGACGCGCAAGCAGGUGGCCUGCGAGGUCUGCGGGAAGAUCUUCCGGGACGUCUACCACCUGAACCGGCACAAGCUCUCGCACUCGGGGGAGAAGCCGUACUCGUGCCCGGUGUGCGGCCUGCGCUUCAAGAGGAAGGACCGCAUGUCCUACCACGUCCGCUCCCACGACGGCUCCGUCGGGAAGCCCUACAUCUGCCAGAGCUGCGGGAAGGGCUUCUCCCGGCCGGACCAUUUGAACGGGCACAUCAAGCAGGUCCACACCUCGGAGCGGCCUCACAAAUGUCAGCAGGGAAUGGGACUCCCGGGACCAGGCCUCCCUCCUCCUCCUCCUCCUCCUCCGCCUGCCUCUCCGCCGCCGUCCCAUGAGCCCUUGCGGCGCACAGAGACGUGCCAGGCCUCGUUUGCCACGCGUGACCGGCUGCGCUCGCACCUGGCGUGCCACGAGGACAAGGUCCCGUGCCAGGUGUGCGGGAAGUUCCUGCGGGCAGCCUACCUGGCCGACCACCUGAAGAAGCACAGCGAGGGGCCCAGCAACUUCUGCACCAUCUGCAACCGCGGUUUCUCCUCUGCCUCCUACUUAAAGGUCCAUGUUAAAACCCACCACGAUGUUCCCCUUCCCCAGGUCUCCCGGCAACCGGAGCCCCUCCCGAAUGGGGCGGGGCCAGCCGCCUGCCUCCACAGCGCCAGGACCUAUGGCAUCAAAGGCCUGAAAUGCUCCCCUUUGGACCCGAUUGAGGGCGCCGACCCCGACCCCUACGGCGACCUCCCGGACGAGCUGAAGGCGGGCCCCGACCCGGACGCGCUGGAGGCGGUGGCGGCGGAGCGGCGCUUCCCGUGCGUGGAGUGCGGGGGGGUCUUCCGCUCGAAGGCCUUCCUGGCCAAGCACGUCCACAAGGCCCACCCGCGCCCGGCGGGGGGGUCGUCGUUGGUGUCGUCGGGGGUCGCGACCCUGGCCGACCUGGGGGCGUCGCCCUUCUCCCCGCAGCAGAGCAUGUCCCUCCUCGAGUCCUUCGGCUUCCAGAUCGUCCAGUCCGCCUUCGCCUCCUCCCUCGUCGACCCCGACGCCGACCCCUUGCACCAGGCCCCGCCCCUCGGGGGGCACGACAGGAAGUGACCCCUCCCCCCCAAAAAAUACGUUUGUUUUUCUAAUAUUUCUAAAUAAAUAAACAACUUGAUUGAUUAACAUGUUGAGAGUUCGAAUCCUGAGUCCCCGCCCCCCUCCUGUUUGACCCCGCCCCUCCCUGUCAAUCAACAUUUUGAUUGACAGACGAGGGGAAAAAUAUGGAAAUAAUAUUAGAAUUUCAAUAAUAAUCCUUUAGGCCCCGCCCACUUCGUCACUCCACCACUUGACUCCUCCCUUUGAAAGGGGCGGGGUCACAUUUGAUUGACAGGCAAAAUUCUAGAAAUAAUAGUAAAAUGUUGAUUUUAUACAUACCCGAAUUUCAGUCGCAAGUUAACGAUGGAACGUUAUCUUUCUUGUUGAUUAGUUGAUAUGAAUUUUAUAAUUAGUUAGCUAAUUAUGAACUGAAUAAUCAGUUCAACCGAUUAAUAGAAAUUAAUAUGAUUAAUUCAACUGAUAUUGAUUAGCUAAUUAAUUAGCGAUGGAUUGCAAGCUAAGUAGCUAAUUGAUGUUGGUUAUUGUAAUUAAUUAAUAUUAAUUAGGUAUUUAAGUGGCGGUUAAUCACUCGUUAAUUAGCCAAUCAAUACCAAUUAUUAAUAUUUUGUUCCUGAAUUCGCUAAUUAAUUAGCCAAUUAAUAAUUUUGUUGAUAGCUAAUUAAGGUUAAUUAAUUAUUGCUAUUCUAUUUUACAGUUUUUUUCUUAGCUACUGAAAAGGAAUUAAUUUUUUUAGAUGUAUAAUAAUACUAAAUGGUUGAUUUUUUUUGUCUUCCUUUUUAAUUAAUGGGAUUUAAUUAAUUAUUAGGAGGAAACGAUUAAUGUCUUUUAUAUUAUAUUAUUAUAUAUUAUAUAUGUAUGUAUAUAUUAUAUCUUAUCCCAAAACGCACUCGGGUUGGAAAAUAUAUUCCUGGUUAUUUGUUUUAAUAAGGAUUUUGUUUGUUUGGUUUUUCCUCUCUCUUUUUUUUUUGUUUAUUUCUUGACAAAACAUAUGUAAAUAUAUAUUAAAAAAAAAUUGUGUUUUUUUCCCGGAGUUUUCAAUUAAAGGCUUUAUAUAAAG
This is a messenger RNA of Anolis carolinensis (green anole), 3638 nucleotides long. Its product is annotated as POZ-, AT hook-, and zinc finger-containing protein 1-like. The transcript has 6 exons. Gene Ontology annotation, molecular function: DNA-binding transcription factor activity, RNA polymerase II-specific; protein binding. Gene Ontology annotation, biological process: regulation of transcription by RNA polymerase II. The record is from RefSeq and is a predicted model, not a curated record. NCBI's taxonomy places the organism in Eukaryota, Metazoa, Chordata, Lepidosauria, Squamata, Anolidae. Gene Ontology annotation, cellular component: nucleus. The coding region runs from base 467 to 2578 and encodes 703 amino acids.